This is a messenger RNA of Mastomys coucha (southern multimammate mouse), 2642 nucleotides long. RefSeq names its product nuclear RNA export factor 1 (gene Nxf1). Gene Ontology annotation, cellular component: nucleus; cytoplasm. The transcript is spliced from 21 exons. Bases 498 to 2366 code for a protein of 622 amino acids. Gene Ontology annotation, biological process: poly(A)+ mRNA export from nucleus. Gene Ontology annotation, molecular function: protein binding; RNA binding. Lineage: Eukaryota; Metazoa; Chordata; Mammalia; Rodentia; Muridae. The record is from RefSeq and is a predicted model, not a curated record.
AGCUGGGAGGGCAUAGGCCGGCGGCUGGCAAAGACUGAGCUGCGACUUACACGCUGCCGGGAUCCCACCGGCGGGGACUGUGAGCCGUUACUCCCGUUCAGAGGCCAGGUCUCCAUUCUUCUGUGUAGUCCUCGUCCCUGCCCCUCUUGAGUCCACUGCAAAAGCAGAAGCUCAGCUGCGGCGUCCGGCCAGCGGAGAAGUAGGAAGGCGGGGCCGGCCUAAAAGCCAUCGCGCCCCGAGCUCCGGCCGUGGGCGGGCCUCGGAGGGCCUGGCCACGCCUCCAAGCGGCCGCCCUGCUUCUGCGCAGGCUCAAAGAGCGCGUUCCCGUCCCGCGGCACCGCCCACAUCCUGGGGACGUCGGCGGCGCGCGACGUGCUUCGCCGGAUAAAUGCGGUGGCGCCGGUCGUAGGAGAGCUUCUGUCCUAAGCGCCAAGGCGUCCUGGCGUUUGGUGGCGUCAGGUUCUGCGCCUGAGCCCGCCCCUGUACCUGCCUGUGCCAUGGCGGACGAAGGGAAGUCAUACAACGAGCAUGAUGACCGUGUUAGUUUCCCUCAAAGAAGAAAGAAAGGCCGGGGGCCUUUCCGAUGGAAGUGUGGUGAGGGGAACCGUAGGUCUGGAAGAGGUGGUUCUGGUAUACGGUCUUCCCGGUUUGAGGAAAAUGAUGGAGAUGUAGCAAUGAAUGAUCCCCAGGAUGGCCCCCGAGUAAGAUACAACCCCUACAUCAACCGGCCUAACCGUCGGGGAGACACUUGGCAUGAGCGAGAUCGGAUUCAUAUUACGGUACGGAGAGACAGAGCUCCUCCAGAGAGAGGAGGGGCUGGCACCAGUCAAGAUGGGACCACCAAGAACUGGUUUAAGAUUACAAUUCCUUAUGGCAGAAAGUAUGACAAAACGUGGCUUCUGAGCAUGAUUCAGAGCAAGUGCAGUGUCCCCUUCAACCCCAUUGAGUUUCACUAUGAAAAUACACGGGCCCAGUUUUUUGUGGAAGAUGCGAGUACUGCUUCUGCAUUAAAGGCUGUCAACCAUAAGAUUCUGGAUCGAGAAAACAGAAAGAUAACCAUCAUCAUCAACUCUUCUGCUCCACCCUUCAUUGUACAGAGUGAACUGAAGCCUGAACAACUAGAGCAGCUCAAGCUGAUCAUGAGCAAACGAUAUGAUGGCAACCAACAAGCACUUGACCUCAAGGGCCUCCGCUCAGACCCAGAUUUGGUGGCCCAGAACAUCGAUGUUGUUCUAAGCCGCAAAGGUUGUAUGGCAGCCGCCCUGCGGAUCAUUGAAGAGAACAUUCCUGAGCUAUUGUCUUUGAACUUGAGCAACAACAGGCUAUACAGGCUAGAUGAUAUGUCCAGCAUUGUACAGAAGGCGCCAAACCUAAAGACCCUAAAUCUCUCUGGAAACGAAUUGAAGUCUGAGCAGGAAUUAGACAAGAUAAAAGGGCUGAAGCUGGAAGAGCUGUGGCUAGACAGAAACCCCAUGUGUGACACCUUCCUAGACCAGUCUACGUAUAUCAGCGCCAUUCGCGAACGAUUUCCCAAGUUAUUACGCCUGGAUGGCCAUGAGCUACCCCCUCCAAUCGCCUUUGAUGUCGAAGCCCCUACAAUGUUACCACCCUGCAAGGGAAGCUAUUUUGGAACAGAGAACCUAAAGAGUCUGGUCCUGCACUUCUUGCAGCAGUACUAUGCAAUUUAUGACUCAGGAGACCGCCAGGGUCUCCUGGAUGCCUACCAUGAUGGCGCCUGUUGCUCGCUAAGCAUUCCUUCCAACUGUCAGAACUCUGUCCGAAACAACUUAGCCGAAUACUUUAAAGACUGCAGAAAUGUGAAGAAGCAUAAAGAGCCCACCUUGCGGUUCCGGCUAUUAAAGCAUACACGUCUCAAUGUCGUUGCCUUCCUCAAUGAGUUACCCAAAACUCAGCAUGACAUUAACUCCUUUGUGGUAGAUAUAAGUGCCCAAACAAGCACAUUACUGUGUUUUUCUGUCAGUGGAGUCUUCAAAGAAGUGCAUGGGAAGUCUCGAGAUUGCUUACGUGCUUUCACAAGAACGUUCAUUGCUGUUCCUGCCAGCAAUUCAGGGCUAUGUAUUGUAAAUGAUCAAUUAUUUGUGCGGAAUGCCAGCCCUGAAGAAAUCCAAAGAGCCUUCGCUAUGCCUGCGCCCACAAUAGCACCCACACCUUCCUCCAGCCCAGUACCCACACUUUCCCCAGAACAGCAGGAAAUGUUGCAAGCAUUUUCUACCCAGUCUGGCAUGAACCUUGAGUGGUCUCAGAAGUGCCUUCAAGACAAUAACUGGGACUACACCAGAUCUGCUCAGGCCUUCACUCAUCUCAAGGCCAAGGGAGAGAUUCCAGAAGUAGCGUUUAUGAAAUGAUCACAAGAAAAGUCCCCUUGUAAAUAGCCCUUGGAUACUAUUGUGUGGCUGUCAUCUGCCGUCUCCUGUCCAGCCCGAGGCCACCCUGUAACUGUGACUGAGGAGGGAGGGCUGCUUCAUCCUCCUCACCUACCUUCUGGAAGAUUGAGCCUCAUGGUGCCAGGAAGCCAAAGCUUACUUUGUAGAGCUGACACUAAACUACACGAAGGACUUAGGUGCUCUGUGUACUUAGCCCCAGGAUUCCCUUUACUUUUUAAGAUAAAGAGUGAUAUUGUA